Messenger RNA from Hylaeus anthracinus, 2474 nucleotides. RefSeq names its product glycerophosphodiester phosphodiesterase 1. Bases 532 to 1617 code for a protein of 361 amino acids. The transcript is spliced from 6 exons. Gene Ontology annotation, biological process: lipid metabolic process. NCBI's taxonomy places the organism in Eukaryota, Metazoa, Arthropoda, Insecta, Hymenoptera, Colletidae. The record is from RefSeq and is a predicted model, not a curated record. Gene Ontology annotation, molecular function: phosphoric diester hydrolase activity.
CCAUUAUGUGAUAGUAUACAUUGGGUGUGUUUCUUUCUGACGUAGAAAAUACUGUUUACUGUUUUUAUUUAAUAUAUACCUACUCAAUACUGAAACUGACAUUUUGCAUUUGAUGUUUGACUUGUGACGACGCCUGUAAGUUAGAAAACGCAAAGUUUUAAUUAAGCUUUGCUUAUGCCGGUUAAUAACGAAGUACUCUGUACUCUGCGAAAUAUUGUUUGCGUCUAUCGUCAUACCGCAUCUUAGGACGGGUUACAAUUAAUAGAACAUAAUUAGACGUUAACAUAUCGAGUUGUUAUUCUGUCGAGUGUAUGUUUGCUGUACACAAACAAACGUUAUCAAGCACAAUUCUAGAUUACCAAUCAUAAAAAAAGAGUGUCUACAAAAAUGUGCAGAAUCACAUGCCCAAGUAAUGUGGAGUGUCGCAUGAGAAUAUUGGAAUCAAUGUCUUUGUAUGCGUAGAGUUUCAAUUGCUCGCAUCUUUUUGGUGAAAAGAGAAACGUUAACAAGACUAAAAGUUCCCCUUAAAAGAUGCAUGGAUUUAUCGAACUAAUUUUGAACAGUGCUUUAUUGUGGAUGUUUCUAGAAGUUCUCUGGAGCAUUUUAAUAAGUGUUUUUUAUCAUUUCUGCGUACCGUGGAUUGUUUGGGGUUCUAUCAUUAUCAUAGUCGGAUUAAAAAUAGCCAAGAACCCACAACCAAACGUACAAAUUGUACAGGAAGUGCUUGGUGUUGAUCCCCUUUUGCUGACAAAAGAUAAUACUGUGUCCAAGGAACAUGGUAACGGAGAACAGUUUUGCAUGCGAGUGGUGGCUCAUCGUGGUGGAGGAUACGAUUUCCCUGAGAACAGCUUAACAGCUUUUCGUAAUAGUAAGGAAAGAGGCUGCAAUGGAGUUGAACUUGAUUUAUGGUUAACAAAAGAUAAUGUACCCAUAGUAUUUCAUGAUUCAACAAUAGACAGGGUUACUGGAAAAUCUGGGUAUAUUAGAGAUAUGACAUGGGAUCAAUUACAGACAUUAGAUAUUACACACAAUCAUCCUCUCAAGGAUAAGUUUGUUGACGGUGAAAAAAUUCCAUUAUUCCACGAUGCUUUAGAAAUGUGUUUGAAAAAUGAGCAAAGAAUAAUUAUAGAUAUAAAAGACAAAAGAUUUGAAGUUGUGCAAGCAGUUUUAGAUGCUUACAAAAAGUAUCCGAAAUUAUUCCAAAGAGCAGUUGUAUCCAGUUUUAAUCCUAUCAUUGUAUAUAUGAUUAGAAGAAAAGAACCCAAAAUUGUGGCAUGCCUCGCAUGGCGACCUCAAUAUUUUUCGAGAGCUUCGUAUCUAGGUUUUGAUGGUCCAGGGCCAGCACGAUAUAAUAAUAUAUUCAAAUACAUGGCCGCUUGUCUAUUAGAUCAUAUAUAUGAAUGGGCAUUUUACCAUUUUGUAUACUACGUUGUUGGCGUUUCUAUUAUUCUAUUACAUAAGGACACGUUAAGUCAGCGUGUUGUACAACAGUGGCAUAAUCGUGGUGUUCGUGUAAUGGCAUGGACGGUAAACUUACCAUCAGAAAAAUUACAUAUCUCACGAUUACUUAAAAUUACUUAUUUGACAGAUACAUUAUUACACGAAAAAGAUAUGUAGUAUCAUAUUAUAUGUUCUAUGUAACAUAUAUAUUUUAUACUAUUGGCACAUGGACCAUUAGAUACAAUAUUCUAGUCUAUUCAUCAAAACGAUGAAGUGUAUUUAUAUGUUACAACAAUUUGGUGUUUAUUUCGUAGAUAUACAAACAUUUUCUUUUAUUUCCAUUUAAAUUCUAAACAUAUAGGCACUAAUUUUUCUAACGAAAGAAAAUAACCUUUUUUUUAUAGUACCUAAUAUAUUGUUUUAUUAUCUAUAUUUUUCUAUUACAUAUAUUUAAUAUGCAUUUAAAACGAUGUAAAAAUAAUUUAUCCUAACGUUACGAAAUUGUCAACGAGAAAUUAAGCACGCACAAAUUUUAAUUAUCAUAGAACUGAUAUUUAAGCUAACUGUAAAAUCGUAUUUUAAUGUGCUACUUACAUAUAGUGACUUCUCUAUUUUUGUUUAAAUAUGAGAGAAACUACUCAAAUUAAUGCUAACAUUGCAUAUUACGCCUACUAGCAUGAUUACAUAGUAUUUUUUACUAACAUUGGUAUCGCUAAUCUAUAACGAGAUUUACCUUGCAGACGGAGACAUUUAUUUCGUAAAUAUUUACUUUGGAAUUGAAAAAUCGCUGUUUGUGAUUCAGAAAUUCGUCACACAAUAGUAGUAAGCUUACUUUUACGAGACUCCAUACCCUGAAUGAGUCCCGUUAAUAAAUCUUCCAUUUCCGUUGUAGCACGUUUCAAUUUACAAUUAUCGUUAGCAACGUAAGAAUCUGCAACAAUAAUUUGUACAAAAAUAUUUAUUUACGAUAAGAACAAUUUGUACCACUAGAAUGUAAUAUCUUACCAUCGAGUAAACAGUCGUCUGCAACCAUA